Messenger RNA from Closterium sp. Yama58-4, 2409 nucleotides. Lineage: Eukaryota; Viridiplantae; Streptophyta; Zygnematophyceae; Desmidiales; Closteriaceae. The record is from the annotation of a GenBank genome assembly.
AUGGAUCGCCAAUACGACUACUUGCAAGACCAGGAGGGUGGCGGCUUUGCAUCAGGCUGGCCUGCCACCGACCAAGUGCCAGGUCAGCAACAGCCACAUUCGUCGCUGCAAGGUCAGCAACAAUCGCAGCCCGGCGAUCAAGGGUUUCUAGACACCAGUAACGAUCGGCCAGCUGGCCAGGAGGGUCCUGGCCUCUCGGGUCGACCAGCGGGGGGAAUGAUUUCCGCGGAAUUGGCGGAUGAGGGGAAACCAGGGGGAGGCGGAGUCGGCGCGGGCGGUUCCGCCGGCGGAACCGGUGCAGGUUUCGCGGGGAAAGGCGUUGCUGGGGGAGCGUCCGCCGCAGGGGGAGGCUCCGCUGCUGGCGGAGGUUCCAACUCUCGUGGGGAAUCGUCUCUCGCGCGCAUUCUGUCGCUAGAAGAGCUCUCUACCGGGGAACUACGGUUCGGGAAACACGCGGAGUUGGAUUCCGCAGUGGGGAAGGCGCGGGAAGGAGCCUCGGGGGGAGCUGCGGGGGGACUGGGGGAAGGGGGAGCGGAACAGGCGGCAGCGGGAGGCUUGCCUGUUGUGACUGUAACGGGGGAUGAGCGGAAGAGGAUGGUGGCGGCGCUGAGGGAUGGUCGAGAUCGUGCAAGGGAUCGGACUCGACAUCUGCAGGACGCCCUAUCACGUCUCGACACGUGGCUCAACGGUGUGAGCAUGAGAAGGCGCGCGGGCAGGGGCGACGGGGCCAACGCCGUUGCUGGCGGUGCUGCCAGCGCUGGUGGCGCUAUUGGGGCUGCUGGGACGCCGGGGGAUAACAGCCGAAGCAGUGGGAGCGCUGGUGAUGGUGGUGGUGCUGUGGGAGUAGGGGCAGGAGGGGUUGCUGCUGGUGGUGGUGGGGGUGGAGGAGGAGGAGGGGGGCGGACAGGUGCGGGGCACUCGAAAGCUGGGGGGCUGCAUCAGACAAGGGAUGCCAGUGGGAGGUUCGGCACCAUGCGAGUGGGAGGGAGUGGCGGGGGAGCAGGGGGAGGGGGAGGUGGGGGAGGCUCUUCUGUUCCUGGAAGCCCGCUUCAAGGGGAAGAGAAUGCGCCCAAGAGCAGCGGAGGGGGAGGGGGAGGGGGGGCUGGGAUCACUAAAGGGCGAGCAACCCGCGGUCCUAGGACGCUGGGCGGAGGGGAUAAGGCAGGCGCGGGCGGAGUGGGAAACGCAGGAGCAGGAGGGGGAGGGGGGGGAGGAGGAGCGGCGGUGAGAAAGGCGGGAGGGGGAGCAGCAGAGAGGAAAGGGGCGUUUGGCGCACGAGCUGCUUCCCCCGCUCAUUCUGUGCAGUCCGAGAGGGAUGGUGGAGGGGAUGGGGCUGGAUUGUGGGAUCAGCAGCACCAACCGCAUUACCAGCAGCAGCAGCAGCAGCAGCAUCAGCAGGGGAAUCAGUCUGGGCUCCCCCCUACUAGCAGGGGGAGAAAGCCAGGCAAGCUGCAUAAAGCAGCAGCAGGAGGUGGAGGAGGAGUUGGCGGAACAGGCGGAGGAGCAGGGGGAGGGUCAGGGGGCAUUGGCGCAGCAGCAGCAGGGGGAGGAGGGGGAGGGGGAGCUGGUUUAGGCAUGGCUAUGUCGCCGCUAGGAUCAAUGGGAGUGAGUGAUGGGGGUGGGGAGGGGGACGAGGAGGGAUAUGGGGGGGAGGAGAUGGAUGGGGAAGGGGGAGGGGGUGGGCGGGACGGGGGGGGGCUUUGGCCGACAGAGAGUGGUAGUGUGGGUGGACAUUUAGGGGGCGCGGGGGAGAGCUUAGGGGGAGCAGGGGGAGGGGCGGGGGGGGAGACAGGAGGUUUGUCGGAGGUCCAGUCUCGAGGCACGGGAUUGGCUAAGGUGCGGAGAAAAGACAAGAAGGGCAAGCUGGGGAGAGUGAGAGAGAAAGCAGAGGGAGGAGGGGGGAUAGUGAAGGAGGAAGGGGGAGGCGGAGGAGGGGGAGCAGCGGGAGGGGCGGAUGGGGUGAGGAGGCAGGGGAGGACGGGGAGAUUAGUGGCUGCUGGCGGGUUGAGAUUGAAGAAAGAAGCUGUGUCUAGCGUGGGGAGCGAAGGGGGGGACGAUGGGGGUGUGCUGGGCAGUGGCACUGGUGGUGCUGGUGGUGCUGCCUCUGCUGCGGGUGGAGGGGGCAGUGGCGGUGGUGGGAGUGGUGGUGGUGGUGGCGCAGGAGGAGUGGUUGGAGUGGCGAAUAAUGUGAAGCAGAUUCGCACCUCUCGACUGGGAUUGGACAAAGGAGAAAGGGGCGGUAGGGUAGACAGGCGCAAUGCAGGCAACAGGGUGCAGAGGCGCAUGCAUGCAGACAGCCCAAUGGAGGAAUCCGGUGAUUCGGACGAUGAUGCGGAGGAGCUAUCGAAUGCCAUUCAGGCAGCCAUGAACACAGGAGAAGAGUCGCGUGAGUACCACACCAGUCUUUAG